AUGGCGAGAAGGAAGUCGGUGUGUUGCGGUGGUUCUGCUCUGGAAGUCACACUGAGCGUCCUGUUCAUCCUCAUGACGGCUGUGUGUGUGACGCUGAUCGCACUGAUGGCUACCUGGAAAACGCACGCAGAUCCAGAGCCAAUCACUUCUCCCAGUCCGCACAAACCUUACCUGAUCGGAGUGGGCCGAGCUGACAUCACUGGGCCGCCAGCCGAUAUCCCUCUGAUGGGCUAUGCAAACCCUCAGCAGAUGGCUGCAGGCAUACACACUCGCCUGUACAGCCGAGCCUUCAUCAUUGAUGACGGCAGACGGAGAGUCCUGUUUGUCACUGCUGACAUAGGAAUGAUUUCACAGAGGCUGCGACUGGAGGUACUGCAGGCGCUGCAGACGAAGUAUGGGGAUCUGUACCGGCAGGAUAACGUGGUUCUGAGUGGGACUCACACCCAUUGUGCACCGGGCGGGUAUUUCCAGUACACCUUGCUCAUGAUCCCCAGUAAAGGUUACAUCAAGGCGUCCAUUGAGCCGCUGGUCAACGGCAUCGUCAAGAGUAUAGACCUAGCCCACCGUAACAUGAGGCCAGGCAGGAUUUACAGGAACAGAGGAGAGCUGGACAACAGCAGCCGCAACCGAAGUCCCCACUCCUACCUGAACAAUCCUGAGAGCGAGCGACACAGGUAUAAGUGGAACACGGAUAAACAGGUGUUGGUGCUGAAGUUCACUGAUCUGGAUGGAGAUGGCAUCGGUAUGCUCAGCUGGUUUGCCGUCCAUGCUGUCAGCAUGAACUACACCAACAGGAUGGUGAGCAGCGACAACAUGGGCUACGCCUCUUACCUGCUGGAGCAGGACAAGAACCCCGGCGAGCUACCUGGACAGGGAGGUUUUGUCGCUGGUUUCUCCUCCAGUAACCUUGGCGACGUGAGCCCAAACACCAGAGGACCUCACUGUGUGAACACUGGUCUGCCCUGCAACUAUCUGAACAGCUCCUGUCCUGUAGGAGGGCUUAAGGCGUGUCUGGCCUCCGGACCUGGAGACGACAUGUUCGAAAGCACAAGGAUCAUUGGACACAGCAUCUACAGGAAGGCCAAGGAGCUGUAUACAAAUGCAGUUGAGGAGGUGACGGGGUUCCUUCACUCUGCUCAUCAAUGGGUCAACAUGACAGAUGUCACCAUUCAGAUCAACGACACACACAUGGUGAGCACAUGUAAACCAGCUCUGGGUCACAGCUUUGCAGCAGGAACAACAGAUGGAGGAGGAGACCUCAACUUCACUCAGGGUGCUGUGGAAGGCGACCCAUUCUGGGACGGGAUCAGGGACGCCAUCCUGGGGCCUCCAUCCAAUCAGACGCAGAAAUGUCAUCAUCCCAAACCCAUCCUGUUCAGCACGGGGGAGAUGAAUUUUCCUCUGCCCUGGCACCCUCAGAUCGUCGAUGUUCAGAUCAUCACCAUCGGACCUGUGGCUGUAGUAGCUGUUCCUGGAGAGAUGACCACCAUGUCAGGGAGGAGGUUACGAGACGCUGUCAAACAGGAGCUGGAGUCUGAAGGGACAUUCAGGGACACUGAGGUGGUGAUCGCUGGCCUGAGUAACGUGUACACUCACUACAUCACCACCUAUGAGGAGUAUCAGGUGCAGCGAUACGAAGGAGCCUCCACCAUAUACGGGCCGCACACGCUCAGUGCCUACCUGCACAAGUACCGAGGUUUGGCCAGAGCCAUUGCACAGGACCGAGUGUCAGAGCUGCCGGUCGGCCCUCAGCCUCCCUUCUUUAACAAGAAUCUCUUCACUCUGAUGCUUCCAGCUCCUGCUGACAGGAAACCAGAGAACACCAGCUUUGGUGAUGUGCUGCAGCAGGUUUUCCCUGUCUAUAGACAGGGUGAUGUUGUCUCCAUCACGUUCAUAGCGGGAAACCCCAGACAUUCUGGUGACAUUAGAGAUAAAACUUUUCUUACUGUGGAAAUUUAUGACAACAGAACAGGAACCUGGGAGGUUGUCCACACUGAUGCAUCGUGGGAUACCAGGUUUCACUGGCUGAAAGGUUCAAACCGGCAGAGUAAUGCCACAAUCGAGUGGCACAUUCCCCCGUCAGCCCACAGCGGCUUCUACAGGAUCAGACACUUCGGGCACUACAAACAGAUGAUGGGCCUACGACCCGACAUUAAACCAUACCAAGGGACAUCUGAUGUUUUCAGAGUCGCUGCCAGCUUUUACUAUCAGUGACUUCACAGAUCAUGGUCCCCAAGGAACAGAAGUCCAAAAGUUAUUGAUCUCUCCAGGGUUUUGUGCCUCUGUGGGGAAGA
Messenger RNA from Monopterus albus (swamp eel), 2294 nucleotides. RefSeq names its product N-acylsphingosine amidohydrolase 2 (gene asah2). NCBI's taxonomy places the organism in Eukaryota, Metazoa, Chordata, Actinopteri, Synbranchiformes, Synbranchidae. The coding region runs from base 1 to 2214 and encodes 737 amino acids. Gene Ontology annotation, molecular function: N-acylsphingosine amidohydrolase activity. The transcript has 20 exons. Gene Ontology annotation, cellular component: extracellular region. Gene Ontology annotation, biological process: ceramide catabolic process; long-chain fatty acid biosynthetic process; sphingosine biosynthetic process. The record is from RefSeq and is a predicted model, not a curated record.